Messenger RNA from Mesorhabditis belari, 2184 nucleotides. The record is from the annotation of a GenBank genome assembly. Lineage: Eukaryota; Metazoa; Nematoda; Chromadorea; Rhabditida; Rhabditidae.
AUGGUCGAAUUAAGGUGUGAGCUUUGCAAAUUGAGCUUUGCCGACGAAUAUGAUAUAAGGUUACACGAGGCUACGAUCAAACAUCAAAUGUCAAAUCAAACAAAUGUUAAAUGUUAUAAUUGCAACUUGUGCUCGUAUCGUUGUCAAACUAUAACGGAUUUUUCUAAGCACGUUCAAAGCGUAAACCAUCGGCUUGUUUUGGAUGCCUGCCAGAAGGAAAAAGAAAGCCAGAAAAAGCAGAAACAAUGGAAUCAAGAACAAAAGAAUCGCCAACUCGAGAAGACUCUCCAACUGGCAGAGCAGGGGUCAGACCGUCAACCACAGCCGAAAAUUGCAAAGAAUCCACAGCCAUUCAGUCACUUCGAGUCACCAGAGAAGAAACCAAUGCAGUGGAAACAACCGCGUCUAAGAGAAUAUCCUUUUGACAAUCCUGAACCUACGUCACCUUAUGGUUUUUAUCCACCGCGACCAUCACAGCGACAACCACCAGGUGGAUAUCCGCCUGCACCGUUUCGAUACAAUAAUACGGGUCCAACAAGGCCGCCAAAUUAUCAUCAGCCACAUCAACCAGGAAAUUAUAUGCCAAGAAACGCUUUUCCCGACGCCUUUUCCGUCUACAAUCAUUAUGAUUCCAACAUGUACACCCCGAGGAUGAUAAAUGUUGACGUGCCGCCGCCAGAGUUAGUCUAUCAGAGCCUAUCUAGUGAAGUAAGGAAACCUAUACCAUUGAUGCAACUACCAUUUGAGCCGUCGACAUCUCGUCAAAACGAUGGAUAUCACUGGUACAGUCCGUAUCAAACUGAUCAGCGAAAAGGUGGAGCGGCGGAAAAAUCAUUUAUUGCCGAUCACGGACAAAUUCUCGCCCCAAAGGAACAGAUUGCCAAAGCAGGAACAAUUUCCAAAGGAACCAAUGAUAAUGACAAUGAAAAAACGAGGAUGCUAGGUCCGCGAAACGAGAAACUUCAACCGACUUGUGACACUGGAAACAAAAAAGAUGACCAAAUGAAAAUAGAUGAGACGAAGCGGACUUUUCCAAAGAAAUCGAAGCGAAAAGAAGCUAACAACCAAAACAAGAACAAAGCGACUGUGAAAUCAAGAAAGGAUAAGAAAAAGUUUCCUCAAAAACCAGCUCCAACUUCGAAGGUUACCAAGAAAUUGAGUGUCGAUCCAAGGGUCCUAAAUACAAAGAAGCUAGCCAAAAAGCGUUUAAUGGAGGCAUGCAAGCAGAAAAGCAAAGAAGGACGUGAUCUUUUGGGACAAAACCUAAUAUCAACACCACCUCUGUCGACUGAAGACACUCCCGGCACAUCAACGGCCUCUAACUCAGGGAAAAUUUCACAAAGAGUUUUGAAGAAAUUGUGGCAAAAGAGAGCACCAGGAACGAUACCUCCAAAAAUGGUUCUCGGCGAUCGUGUGCGCGCUCUGAACAUGAUGGGAGCAAAGUGUACAAACUCUUUGAACCUACGCAAGCAAAAGGAAAAGGAGAGGCAAGAAAUUCUUUCAGAGCAACCAAAAGUUGUCUUUGAUGCAAGCACUGCAAAGCCAUAUGGAUCAGUAGCAGCGCUGAGUACUUUAGUGCAAAAGGGGGGUCCGGUUACUGGGGUGAACUUGGAUUGGCAAGCUCAUCAACAACCAUCAACCUCGUCAGCUCAACCACUAUCUAAAAGGCCUGUGGCUCAAAAUUCUCCAUCUCCAUCCGUCGAAGAGACGGUUCCAGUUAAGAAAUCGGUCGUGUCAAACAUUGUCACAAGUAAGGUGCCGGCAGUAAGGAGGCCUACAGAUUUGAGCCAAAAUCCUCCACUUGCUUUUGCUAGUUCAAACCCAUCAAACAUUGAUCGCAACGCAUUAAACAAUCUUCAACCUUCUCCCGGGAUUUCCGACCUCCUGACGACUCCGGUAUCCGAGCAUGAGAGCACCGUAGAACAAAAUGAGCUGAUGUCAUUGGUGCGCAAAAGACAUGAAUUGAAACAUCGCCGUGAGGGAUUAGCGCUUCAACUCAUUGACAAGGGAAUCCACUUGGAGGCGUUGCGACAUCAAUUCGAGGCUUGCCACAGGGAAGUUUGCGAGCUACAGGUUGAAGGUAAAAAGAUUGACUUCGCAAUAGCACUCAACGAAGAAAAGCUGAAAGAAGUGGAAAAGCAGGGUGGAACGAGUUCUCGAAGCUGGAUGCCUGGCUCAUCUACA